Messenger RNA from Prosopis cineraria, 1191 nucleotides. RefSeq names its product zinc transporter 1-like. Gene Ontology annotation, molecular function: zinc ion transmembrane transporter activity. NCBI's taxonomy places the organism in Eukaryota, Viridiplantae, Streptophyta, Magnoliopsida, Fabales, Fabaceae. Gene Ontology annotation, biological process: zinc ion transmembrane transport. Gene Ontology annotation, cellular component: plasma membrane. The transcript is spliced from 3 exons. The record is from RefSeq and is a predicted model, not a curated record. Bases 272 to 1090 code for a protein of 272 amino acids.
GGUCCUCUAGUUUAUUCUAGAUAACUUCCCUCCGCCAUGUCCAAAGUACCCGAAUCUUCACAUUCUUUUUCUUCCUCUUACUAGGCCUUCCAACCCUAGUUGUUUCAGACUGUACAUGUGAUAAAGAAGACGACAAACAUGAUGACAAAGCCCUUCUCAGCUACAAAAUAGCAGCCAUAGCUUCCAUACUCGUGGCGAGUGCAAUCGGAGUUUCGAUUCCAAGCAUUGGAAAGUUCUGCCGGCAUUAAGCCCCGAGAAUGACAUCUUCUUCAUGAUCAAGGCCUUCGCCGCCGGCGUGAUACUGUCCACUGGAUUCAUUCACGUGCUCCCUGAUGCAUUCGACAAGUUGAGGUCUCCUCGCUUGGGUGAUCAUCCAUGGAAAUUUCCCUUCACAGGCUUCGUGGCUAUGUGUACGGCCAUGGGAACCCUCAUGGUGGAUGCUCUUGGCACUGUGUAUUUCAAGAAAUUUCACAUGAGAACAACCCAACAAACUGAGGCGAUCGGAGACCAAGAAGAAGAUCAUACAGAACAUGUUCAUGUUCACGUUCGCGCAACACAUGAUCAUGCUCAUGGGUUGUCAUCGGAUUAUUCUUCUGGCUCGUCUCAACUUCUUCGUCACAGAGUAAUAUCACAAGUGUUGGAGCUUGGGAUAAUAGUGCAUUCAGUGAUAAUAGGAAUAUCUUUGGGAGCAUCCGAGGAUCCAAAAGAGAUAAAACCUCUGGUCGCUGCUUUAACUUUUCAUCAAUUCUUUGAAGGCAUGGGUCUUGGAAGCUGUAUCACUCAGGCAAAAUUCGAGAACAAUGCCAUCGCAAUUAUGGGAUUAUUCUUCGCUCUGACUACACCGGUGGGAAUAGGAAUUGGUAUGGCGAUUAGUGAAGGAUACGAUGAGAAUAGUCAAAAAGCUUUGAUUUUUGAAGGAAUUUUCAAUGCAGCUUCGGCAGGAAUCUUAAUUUAUAUGGCUCUUGUUGAUCUUCUAGCUGCAGAUUUUAUGAACGAUAGAGUGCUAAACAGUACUCACCUUCAAUUUAGGGCAACUUUUUCUCUACUUUUAGGAGCUGGUUUAAUGUCUCUUUUAGCCAAAUGGGCUUGACUUUUAUAGUAUUUUGUCAGUAGUUUUAAAAUUUUUGUAUUCAAUACAGAGCUAAAUAAGUUAAAGUAAACAUGUACGUAGCAGCUUUCUUGUUUGUAGUA